ACAUUGGUUUUUAAUUUUGACCGAGACCAACAAGCUACACGACUGACAGUGUCUAACAUUUUGAGUACAGUGGUUGUUAAUGUCAGAGUCACCGGCGAUGCUUCUAUUCUGAAGCAAUCCAAAUUCAAGGGCCUGUCAAAUUUGCAGGUAUCAACAAUUGUGCACCGAUUUGAGGCGUCAUUCUGUCUUGAGAAGAACGUCAUUGAGGUUCCUUUAUCUUAUCAUAGACAAUGGUCCCCAAAUUAUCCAACUUAUGUGUUAUUCGACUACAAAGGAAACAAGCACUUUAUAAAGCUUCGUAAAUAUGCUAACCGAUUCUUUUUUGGCGAUGGACUGAAGGAACUUAGGAGAACCCAUGGCAUUUACGAAAGUGUUAUCAUGUGUUUUGUUGCAUGGGACAAAAAUACUAAUUUCAGUGUGGAUGUUGUGGGACCUCUACAUAGACAAACACACCAAAGGUCAGCCACAACCACCAGGCGCCAUGUUUUUACCAUUGAUAUCUCUAAAGAUAUGAUACAACACAAUUAUCAAUUGGUUCUGCCACCAGAGGCUUCAAAUUAUUUAUCUGGAUCAAAAGAAUAUAUGAUUGUAGAUCGUGGUCGUGGUAGACUUUACGAAUGGAUGAUCACCAUGAAUAAUGGUCUAUCAUGUGUUGUUGAGUCCUGGAUCAAAUAUUUAGCUGACAGUCAUUUGAAGCCUGGAGAUGAGGUCGUCUUCUUCUACAACUUUGACCAACAUUUAUGGGAGGUCCUCUAUAGGAAGCAAGUAAAAUGGAAUCAGGAAGAGGACGAAGCUGACUCCACUUGAAGAACUCUUUAAUUAUUUAUGUUUGUUUUAUUUUUAUAUAUUAUGUUUGUAACUUAAUUACCUUCGGGUAACAUACAAGUUUUGUUGUGUUUACUUUCUGUUGAACAUUGUUAACAAAACAACAAAUAUUAUUAUCUUAUAUUCUAUG
Molecule: messenger RNA, 955 nt
Organism: Glycine soja
Lineage: Eukaryota; Viridiplantae; Streptophyta; Magnoliopsida; Fabales; Fabaceae
Exons: 5
Coding region: 379-807 (142 amino acids)
Source: RefSeq, a predicted model, not a curated record